GAAGUAUGUUGGAAAUUGUGUGGGUUUCGGCUUCGGACACUGGGUGCCUGACGUCGGCCUGUCUAUGCGAGGGGCGGUGGCGGCUCCCCCGGCAGGGCGAGCGUCCUUGGACCGCCUUCUUCUGGGUCCCGCCUGGCUGCGGCUCUCCCGGCCGGCUACGGGUCGUCCGGCCUGCUACGGGUCGCCGGGCGACCCGGACGCCUAGGGACGCUGCCGUGCCGGGGACGGGGGCUGUCAGCGCGGUUCCACAGCCCGCGGCGAGGACGCCGAGGGGCCGCUGUUCUCCUGGGCUCAGGACAAAGCGCCGGAUGGGGCGGGAGACGGGACUCGGCCACACCGGAGGCUCCCGGCGCCGGGCGCGCUCCGCAAGGGGUGUGCGCGGCGGCUCGGACGCGAAGGACGGGCGGGCGACGCGGCCGCCUCCCGUUGCGCGCAGCCUGGGAGCGCAGGCUAGAGCCGGGUGGAAAGGCGACCAGCUGCCGUCUCGCACCACAGGCCCCCAUCUUAUCCCCUUUGCCCCCCACCAUUUCCACGCGAAAUCCCGUGCUGGGUUGGGCUGGAUAAGCACUUCCUCUCGGCCUCGCAGCUCAGCUCGUUGGUCUGUGCCCAGUAUUUGCCUUUGGGCCUGUUCACAAAGCAUAUAGAAUUUGAAUUUAAUACAAGUGAACUGGUUGGGCUUAAAUGUACUAAGACCUCGCUUUAUCCCCUGCGCUCUUUCCCGUUCCUCAUUCUUUCCACACCCCUCUUCUUAGUAUUAUAUUCUCUUUUGAGAAUGACUUCUCACUUUCCCUGUGGGAUGUUUUUCUGCAGUUAUUGUUUGUUGUAAUGGGAAGUACAGUUCAGGCCAUGUACAGGAAAGUAGCUUGUUUACUCACGUAUUUUGGCUGAAUUUUAUUUUUAUGUCCUGACAGUUGCAGAUACUGCACUUCCAUUUUAAUUAAGAUUUAGAAAUAUUUAAAGGAGAAAUAUUUCCGUUAGUAAGGAAUGUAUCCUAAAUUCUUAAUUCUAAGUAUCUCAAGCAUGGACUCGCUUGGUGAUCAAAUCGAUUAAUAGUUCUUUGUCUUAAAUUUUACUCGUUUUCCAGAAGCAACAUAAUACUAGACAUCUAGGUUGUUUUUUUUUUUUUUUACCAUACAAUAAACUUAUUUAAAGUGUACAAUGCAGUGGUUUUUAAUAUGUUCACAGAGGCGCGCAACUAUCACCACAAUCAAUUUUAGAACAGUUUUAUCACUCUAGAAAGAAACCCCGUACCCAUUAGCAGUCAUACCCCAUUUCUUUUCCCCCCAGGCCUUGGCAACCACUAAUCCACUUUGUGUCUGUAUAGAUUUGCCUAUUUUGAACAUUUUGUAUAAAUGGAAUCUCAUAGUAUAUGGUAAUUUGUGACUGCCUCCUUUCACUUAGCGUGUUUACAAGGUUCAUGUUGUAGCAUAAACCAGGACUUCAUUCCCUUUUAUUGCUGAGUAAUAUUCCAUUGUAUGUAUAAAAAAAUGUAUAGACCACAUUUUAUUUAUCCAUUAUCAGUUUAUGGACAUUUGGGUUAUUUCCAGUUUUUGACUGCUCAGAAUAAUGCUGUUAUGAACAUCUGUAUGCAAAUUUUUGGGUGGACACGUUUUUAUUUCUUUGAGGAACAUGUUUUUAUUUCUUUGAGGUAUAUAGCAAAGGAGUGGAACUGCUAGAUCAUAGGGUAGACUCUAACAUUUUGAGAAUUGCCAAACUAUUCUUGAGAGUGGCUGUGCCAUUUUACAAGUCCGCCAGCUAUGUCUGAGGGUUCCUGUCUUUUUCAUAUUAGCUAUCGUAGUGGGUGUGAAGCAGUAGUUCAUUGUAGUUAUGAUUUGCAAUUCCGUGAUAACUAAAGAUGUUGAGCAUCUUUUCAUGUGCUUAUUGCCUGUUUAUAUAUCUUCUUUGGAGCAAUGUCUGUUCAGAUUCAUUGCCCAUAUUUUAAUUGGGUUGUCUUUUUAUUAUUGCGUUGUAAGGCUUUUAAAUAUAUUCUGGUUACAAGUUUCUUAUCAGGUAUAUGGUUUGUAAAUGUUUCAUCUUAUUCUAUGGGUUGUCUUUUCACUUUCUUAAUGGUGCCUUUUGAAGCAGAAGUGUUUUUGAUGAACUCCAAUUUAUCCCUUUUCUUUGAUCAGUUGUGCUUUUGUUAAAAAAAAUUAUUCCAUUGUUGAAAAUAUGCAAGGAAAACAUACACCAGUUUAACACUUUCUACCUGUACAAGUCAGUGACACUGAUUACAGUCUUUGAGUUGUGCAGCCAUUCUCACCCUCCUUUUCUGAGUUGGUCCUCUCCCUUUAACAUAAACUCACUGCCCCCUAAGUUUCCUAUCUGAUCUUUCGAGUUGUCAUUGUCAGUUUGAUCCCAUAUAGAUAGAUAUCACUUAUGCUUUUGGUGUCCUAUCUAAAACCCUUUGCCUAACCCAAGAUUACAAAGAUUUACUUCUAUGUUUUCUUCUAUUUUUAUUUUUUUUUUCUUCUAUGUGUUUUAUAGUUUUAGCUCUUACGUUUAGGUUUAUGAUCCACUUGGAGUUAAUUUUUGUGUAUGGUGCAAGGAAGAGGUAUAACUUCAUUCUUUUGCAUGUGGCUGUCCAGAUGUCCCAGCACCAUUUUUUUAAAAGACCACCCACCCCCCUUUGAAUACUCUUAGUAUCUUUGUUGGAAAUCAAUUGAUGAUAAACGAGCAUUUAUUUCUGGACUCUCAAUUCUAUUCCAUUGUCCAUCUUUAUUACAGUGCCACACUGUUUUGAUUAUUGUAGCUUUGUAGUAAGUUUUGGAAUGGGGAAGUAUGCAUCUUCCAAUUCAGUUCUUCUUUUUCAAAAUUGUUCUGGCUAUCCAGGGUCCCUUGCAUUUCUGUAUGAAUUUCAGGAUCAGUUUGUCAAUUUUAGCUAUUAGGUUUUAUAAUUGCAAUUUUUAAAAACACUUAUCAAGAUUGUUUACUACAAGAUAAUUGACGUUCUUAUAAAUGCUUUACAUUUUUUUUGAUUUAUGAAUGUGUUUUUGAAGUUUGCUAACUUAAUUCUUAAUUGCAUCUUAACAUUUUAAAAUUGUUUUGUUUUUUGUUAAUUGAGCUUUGAGCAUAGCUUUGUUUGAUGUUUUUGACUAUUAUAAUAAUGUUUCUAUGAACAUUUUUAAAAAUUUUUAUUGUACUUUAAGUGAAAGUUUUACAAAUCAAGUCAGUCUCUCACACAAAAACCCGUAUACACCUUGCUACAUACUCCCAAUCGCUCUUCUCCUAAUGAGACAGCCCGCUCCCUCCCUCCACUUUCUCUUUUCGUGUUCAUUUCUCCAGCUUCUAAUCCCCUGUACCCUCUCAUCUCCCCUCCAGGCAGGAGAUGACAACAUAAACUCAAGUUUCCCCCAGAUCCAAGAAGCUCACUCCUCAUCAGCAUCCCUCUCCAUCCCAUUGUCCAGUCGAAUCCAUGUCUGAAGAGUUGGCUUUGGGAAUGGUUCCUGUCCUGGGCCAACAGAAGUCUGGGGGCUGUGACCACCGGGGUCCUUCUAGCCUCAGUCAGGCCAUUAAGUCUGGUCUUUUUAUGAGAAUUUGGGGUCCGCAUCCCACUGCUCUCCUGCUCCCUCAGGGGUUCUCUGUUGUGUUCCCUGUCAGGGCAGUCAUCGGUUGUAGCUGGGCACCAUCUAGUUCUUCUGGUCUCAGGCUGAUGUAGUUUCUGGUUUAUGUGGCCCUUUCUGUCUGUUGGGCUCGUAAUUGCCUUGUGUCCUUGGUGUUCUUCAUGCUCCUUUGGUCCAGGUGGGUUGAUGACCAAUUGAUGCAUCUUAGCUGGCUGCUUGCUGCAUUUAAGAGCCCAGAUGCCGCUCUCCAAAGUGGAAUGCAGAAUGUUUUCUUAAUAGAUUUUAUUAUGCCAAUUGACUUAGAUGUCCCUUGAAACCAUGGUCCCCAAAACCCCGCCCCUGCUACACUGGCCUUCGAAGCAUUCAGUUUUUUCAGGAAACUGCUUUUGGUUUAAUCCAGUUGUGGUGACCUCACCUGUAUUGUGUGUUGUCUUUCCCGUCACCUAAAGUAGUUCUUAUCUACUAUCUAAUUAGUGGUUACUCCUCUGCUACCCUACCUCCCUCCCCACUCUCGUAACCAUCAAAGAAUAUUUUCUUCUCUGUUUAAACUAUUUCUCGAGUUCUUAUAAUUGUAGUCUUAUACAAUAUUUGUCCUUCUGCAACUGACUAAUUUAACUUCAGCAUAACACCUUCCAGGCUCCUCCAUGUUACGAAAUGUUUCACAGAUUUCAUCACUGUUUUUUAUCAAUGCAUAGUAGUCCAUUGUGUGAAUAUAUCAUAAUUUAUCCAUUCAUUCAUUUAUGGGCACCUUGGUUGCUUCUAUCUUAUUGCUGUUGUGAACAGUGCUGCAGUGAAUAUGGGUGUGCAUAUAUCUGUUCGUGUAAAGGCUCUUAUUUCUCUAGGAUAUGUUCCAAGGAGUGGGAUUGCUGGAUCGUAUGGUAGUUUUCUUUCUAGCUUUAUAAGGAAGCACCAAAUCGAUUUCCAAAGUGCUUGUACCAUUUUACAUUCCCACCAGCAGUGUGUAAGUGUUCCAGUCUCUCCACAGCCUCUCCAAUGUUUAUUAUUUUGUGUUUUUUGGAUUCAUGCCAGCCUUGUUGGAGUAAGAUGGAAUCUCGCUGUAGUUUUGAUUUGUAUUCCUCUAAUUUUUUUUUUUUUCUUUAAUGGCUUAUGAUCGUGAGCAUUUCCUCAUGUAUCUGUUAGCUACCUGAAUGUCUUCUUUGGUGAAGUGUCUGUUCAUAUCUUUUGCCCAUUUUUUAGUUGGGUUAUUUGUAUUUUGGUAGUUGAGUUUGCAGUGUCCUGUAGAUUUUAGAGAUCAGACGUUGAUUGGAAAUGUCAUAGCUAAAAACGUUUUCCCAGUCUGUAGGCAAUCUCUUUACUCUUUUGGUGGAGUCUUUGGAUGAGCAUAGGUGUUUGAUUUUUAGGAGCUCCUAGUUAUCUAGUUUUUCUUCUGCAUUGUUAGUAAUGUUUUAUAUACUGUUUUGCCAUGUAUUAGGGCUUUUAGCGUUGUCCCUAUUUUUUCUUCCAUAAUCUUUAUUAUUUUAGAUUUUAUAUUUAGGUCUUUGAUCCAUUUUGAGCUCGUUUUUGUGCAUGGUGUGAGGUAUGGGUCUUGUUUCAUUUUUUUGCAGAUGGAUAUACAGUUAUUCCAGCAGCAUUUGUUAAAAAGAUUGUCUUUUCCCCAUUUAACUGCUUUGGGGCUAUUGUCAAAUAUCAGUUGCUCAUAUGUGGAUGGAUUUAUGUCUGGAGUCUCAAUUCUGUUCCAGUGGUCUAUGUAUCUGUUGUUUUCCCAGUACCAGGCUGUUCUGACUACUGUGGCGGAAUAAUAGAUUCUAAAAUCAGGUAGAGUAAGGCCUCCCACUUUGUUCUUCUUUUUCAGUAAUGCUUUUCUUAUCCGGGGCCUCUUUCCCUUGCAUAUGAGGUUGGUGAUUUGUUUCACCAUCUCAUUAAAAAAUGUCGUUGGAAUUUGGAUCAGAAUUGUUUUAAAUCUAUAGAUCGCUUUUGGUAGAGUAGACAUUUUUAUAAUGUUAAGUUUUCCUAUCCAUGAGCAAGGUAUGUUUUUCCACUUAUGUAGGCCUGUUUUGGCUUCUUGCAGAAGUGUACUGUAGUUUUCUUUGUAUAAAUCUUUUACAUCUCUGGUAAGAUUUAUUCCUAAGUAUUGUAUCUUCUUGGGGGCUACUGUAAAUGGUAUUGAUUUGGUGGUUUCCUCUUCAGUGUUCUUUUUGUUGGUGUAGAGGAAUCCAGCUGAUUUUUGUAUGUUUGUCUUGUAUCCUGAUACUUUGCUGAACUCUUCUAUUAGUUUCAGUAGUUUUCUGGAGGAUUCCUUAGGGUUUUCUGUGUAUAAGAUCAUGUCAUCUGCAAAUAGAGAUACUUUUACUUCUUCCUUGCCAGUCUGGAUGCCCUUUAUUUCUUUAUGUAGCCUAAUUGCUCUGGCUAGGACCACCAACACAGUGUUGGAUAAGAAUGGUGAUAAGGGCGUCUUGUCCGAUUCCUGUUCUUGAGGGGAAUGCUUUCAGGCUCUCUCCAUUUAGGAUGAUGUUGGCUAUUGGGUUUGUAUAAAAGCCCUUUAUUACGUUGAGGAAUUUUCCUUCUAUUCCUAUUUUGCUGAAAGUUUUUAUCAUGGAUGGGAGUUGAACUUUGUCAGACGCCUUUUCUGCAUCAAUUGAUAAAAUCAUGUGAUUCUUGUCUUUUGUUUUGUUUAUAUGAUGGAUUCCAUUCAUUGUUUUUCUAAUGUUGAACCAUCCCUGGUAUGAAUCCCACUUGGUCAUGGUGAAUUAUUUUUUUGAUACGUUAUCGAAUUCUGUUGGUUAGAAUUUCAUUGAGGAUUUUUGCAUCUGAGGGAUAUAGGUCUGUGAUUUUCUUUUUUUGUGGUGUCUCUACCUGGUUUUGGUAUCAGGGAUAUGCUGGCUUCAUAGAAUGAGUUUGGUAAUAUUCCGUCCUUUUCUAUGGUCUGAAAUACCUUUAGUAGUAGUGGUGUUAACUCUUCUCUGAAAGUUCGGUAGAACUCUGCAGUGAAGCUGUGCGGGCCAGGGCUUUUUUUUGUUGGGAGUUUUUUGAUUACUUUUUCAGUCUCUUCUUUUGUUAUGGGUCUAUUUAGUUCUACCUCUGUUUGUAUUAGUUGGUUAGGUAGUGUGUUCCUAGGAAUUCAUCCAUUUCUUCUAGGUUUUCAAAUUUGUUAGAAUACAGUUUUUCAUAGUAAUCUGAUAUGAUUCUUUUAAUUUCAGUUGAGUCUGCUAUAAUAUUGCCCAUCUCAUUUCUUAUUUGGGUUAUUUGCUUCCUCUCCUGUUUUUCUUUUGUCAGUUUGUCCAGUGGUUUAUCAAUUUUUUUUUUUUUUUUUUUAGAGAACCAGCUUUUGGUCUUGUUAAUUCUUUCAGUUGUUUUCCUGUUCUCUAUUUCAUUUAGUUCUGCUCUAAUUUUUAUUAUUUUUUUUCUUUUGGUGCCUGUGGGUUUCUUUUGUUGCUCUCUUUGUUCAAGUCGUAGGGAUAAAUCUUUGAUUUUGACCCUUUCUUCUUUUUGUAUGUGUGCAUUUAUUGGUAUAAAUUGACCUCUGAGCACUGCUUUCGCUGUGUCCUAAAGGUUCUGAUAGGAAGUGUUUUCAUUCUCACUGGAUUCUAUGAAUUUCUUUAUUCCAUCCUUAAUGUCUUCUAUAAUCCAGUCUUUUUUGAGCAGGGUGUUGUUCACUUUCUAAGUGUUCGAUUUCUUUUCCCUGCUUUUUCUGUUAUUGAUUUCUACUUUUGUGGCCUUAUGGUCAAAGAAGAUGCUUUGUAAUAUUUCAGCAUUGUGGAUUCUGCUAAGGCUUGCUUUAUGACCUAAUAUGUGGUCUGUUCUAGAGAAUGUUCCAUGUGCACUAGAAAAGAAAGUGUACUUGGCUGCUGUUGGGUGGAGUGUUCUGUAUAUGUCUACGAGGUCAAUUUGGUUGAUUGUAGCUUUUAGAUAGAUCUUCCCGUGUCUUCAUUGAGCUUCUUUCUGGAUGUCCUGUCGUUCACUGAAAGUGGUGUGUUGAAGUCACCUACUAUUAUUGUGGAGCUGUCUAUCUCACUUUUCAAUGCUGAUAGAGUUUGUUUUAUGUAUCUUGCAGCCCUGUCAUUGGGUGCAUAAAUAUUUAAUAUGGUUGUAUCUUCUUGGUGUAUUGUCCCUUUAAUCAUUAGUGUCCUUCCUUAUCCUUUCUGAUGGAUUUAACUUUAAAGUCUAUUUUGUCAGAAAUUAAUAUUGCCCCUCCUGCUCUUUUUUGAUUGUUGUUUGCUUGAUACAUUUUUUUCCAUCCUUUGAGUUUUAGUUUGUUUUUGUCUCUAAGUCUAAGGUGUGUCUCUUGUAGGCAGCAUAUAGAUGGAUUGUGUUAUUUAAUCCAUUCUGUCACUGUCAGUCUCUGUAUUGGUGCAUUUAGUCCAUUUACAUUCAGUGUAAUUAUGGAUAGGUAUGAAUUUAGUACCAUCAUUUUGAUGUCUUUUUGUGUGUGUUGUUGACAGUUUCUUCUUCUCACUUAAUUUUGUGUGCUGAGUAGAUUAUCUUUAUAUAUUGUCCUUUCCUCACAUUCGUUUUUGUUGAUUUUGUUUCUGCUGAGUCUCUGUUUUUUUUUUUUUUUUUGUAUUUUAUUUUGAUGUGUAGGAUAGUUUGUCUCCUUUGUGGUUACCUUAUUAUUUACCCCUAUUUUCUAAACUUAACCCAAACUUUUAUUUCUUUGUAUUGCCUUGUUUUUCUCUCCAUAUGGAAGAUCUAUGACUGUUUCUUAGUCCCUCUUUAUUUUUUUAAUGUUGUCGUCUUUUACAUAAUAACAUUGCUGUUUCCCUGUUUUGAACGUUUUUUUAUCUAGGUUUAUUUUUGUGAUUUCCCUGUCUCGGUUAACUUCUGAUUGCUCUGCCCAGUGUUCCAGUCUUGGGUUGAUAGCUGAUAUUAUUGAUUUUCUAACCAAAGAACUCCCUUUAGUAUUUCUUGUAGUUUUGGUUUGGUUUUUACGAAUUCUCUAGACUUUUCUUUAUCUGGAAAUGUCCUAAUUUCACCUGCAUUUUUGAGAGAGUUUUGCUAGAUAUAAGAUUCUUGGCUGGCAAUUUUUUUGCUUCACGUUUUUAUAUGAGUCAUCCCAUUGCCUUCUUGCCUGCAUGGUUUCUGCCGAGUAGUCCAAGCUUAUUCUUAUUGGCUCUCCUUUGUAGGUGAUUUUUCGUUUAUCCCUAGCUGCUCUUAAAAUUCUCUCUUUAUCUUUUGCUUUGGCAGGGUUGAUUAUAAUGUCUUGUUGACUUUCUUUUAAAAUCUACCUAAUGUGGAGUUUAAUGAGCAUCUUGAAUAGAUAUCUUCUCAUCUUUCACGGUACGAGGGAAGCUUUCUGCCAACAAAUCUCCAACAGUUCUCUUUGUAGUUUCUGUUAUCCCUCCUUGUUCUGGUACUCCAAUCACUCAUAGGUUACUUCUCUUGAUAGAGUCCCACAUUAUUCUUAAGUUUUCUUCAUUUUUUAAAAUUCUUUUAUCUGAUUUUUCUUCAAAUAUAUUAGUCCCAAGUGCUUUAUCUUUAAGUUCAGAAAUUCUGCCUUCCACUUGCUCAGUUCUGCUUCUCUGACUUUCUAUUGAGUUGUCUACUUCUUCAGUUUUAUUGUUAAUCUUUUGAAUUUCUGAUUGGUGUCUGUUUAUGGAUUUUUCUAGCUUAUUAAAUUUUUCAUUGUGUUCCUGAAUAAUCUUCUUAAUUUCUUCAAUUGCUUUAUCUUUGUGUUCCUUGGCUUUUUCUGUGUAUUGCCUCAUUUCCUUCCUGAUGUCUUGAAGGGCCCUGUAUAUUAAUCUUAUGUACUCUGUCUCUGGUAAUUCCAGGAAUGCACUUUCAUCUAGAAGAUCCCUUGAUUCUUUGUUUUGAGAGCUUGUUGAGGUGAUCAAGGUCUGUUUCUUUAUGUGACUUGGUAUUGACUGUUGUCUCUGAGCCAUCUAUAAGUUAUUGUAUUAGUGUAUUUUAUGUUUGCUUACCGUGUGGUAGCUUCUGCUUUGUUUUGUUUUGAUAUGAUAUGCCCAAAUGGGUUGCUUGAGUGAGCCGGCUUGGUUAUUUUUGCCUUUGGAGCUCUGACAUUCUGUCCCCAGAUGUCUAGAGCUGUUACCAGGUACAUCAGUCUAGGAGUCCAUUCAGUUUUCUUGUAUGAAUUCAGCUCAGGUUUCCAGGUAGCUAAUUAUUAAGCGUGUGGUACAGGCUCUGUCCUACAGUCUAAGAGGGGCAGGGGUGAUUGGUAUAGGUACCAGUAUCCGGUUGCAGAAGGGAGUCAUACUCUGAACAAGUUAGGGGCCUGAGAAUUUUCCCCCAUGUGUCUCUGAGGAAAGUGUGUCCAUGUUCCCUAGAGUGUACAGGUGGGUGCGUUCUGCAGGCAGACCACGGGCACCCAAUGUUUUUGGUUAUACAGACUCGGAGGUACCAGUUAUCCUUGGACCCUUGUCACGGGUGGCUGGGUGACCGGAGUGGAGCCACCAGUCCUUAGAUCCCUGAUGUGGGUAGGUGAGGACCCUGUUUAAAUGGCAAAGCAAUGACAAACCUGAAACACCCACCUCUCUGCCACAUGGCUGACAUGGUUCAAGUCUACCAACAAGGGCCUAUUCUCCUGAAAUAGGCCCACACAGGUCCCUGCAGAGGGGAAAAGUACUAAAAGUCCAUGGACCGUUUAUGCCUGGACAGGAACUGCUUCUAUCCUGAGCUCCCCCGGUUAGUGAAGCUGGCAAAUUGUCUUUUCCUCAAAUUGCAAAUUUAUUUCUUCUCCAAGGUUGGGAGGAUGGCUCUAGGUGCUUAACAGGGCCUAUCUCAGGCCCAGGGAAAUCAGCCGGUGAAGCCGGCUGGAGUGGAGGGGGGGACCACAGUAAAAUAUGCCCCAAGUACUUAGCUUUUGCUGAGAGCCCUGUUGUUCUCUGGUUCCGGAGCUGUGAGUAGGCUGUGUGGCUGGCUGCUUCUCCCUGAGGAAACUGCGGCUGAACGCUAGUACCAGCCCGCUGCUGCUGCUCUGGGGAAUGGUGCCUUAGGGCUCCCCACGGUUCACGUCCGGUAACUCCUCUCUGCUUCUGAACCAUCUCUUCUUCCUCCUGGCCCUCAGUUCAUUUUCUAAGCUUGCCUUUGAUGUUCAGGGCUCCUGGCUUGUCGUAAAUAUACUCAUUUCACUUGUUUUUUCGAGUCUUGGUUGUAAGAGGGCUCGCUGGAAGCGUCUGUCUGUUCCACUGUCUUGGGUCCGCCUUCUUCUAUGAACAUUUUUAUACAAGUGUUUGUGUGUCCAUAUUACUAAAGGAAUGAGGAUAAUCUUUGAUAUCCAAAAUCUAGAGAGCAUUCCAAAAUCUAACUAAUGUUUCAGUAUUUGCAUUCACUUCCAUUAAAUAUUGUAUUAGAACAGAACUUGAGUACAGAUAGUAAAAUAGAGUGCAUUUUAUUUUAUUUUCUGCCUGAAAUUGGGGCUGAAAUCUCUAAGUUGGAGCUUAAAAAAUUCUAAAGGAGGGCUAAAUGGGCUAGAAGAAUGUAGGAGCUAACUACAUAACCAGCUUCUGAGAAUUUGAUAGGUGUCUUUUUAUAGACAACUUGGAUUUUAUGUAUUUCAGGAUAAUUUUUAAAACAAUUCCUUCAAAUAAAAAAUUCAUAGUAUUGAUUUCACUUUUCUCCCGGUGUUUAAAGUGGCACUGUCAAAGUGAAAUGAAACUAACAAGGUGAGGUAAUGGGAGCCCUUGAAAUUUUAGGUUUGUAACAAAACAGCCUAUUAAUUCCACCAUCCCCCCUCCCCAUAUAUAGAUAAGCUUUUUCAUUGUGCAUUUGUUAGAGGAAAGUUUAAAUCAUUCAAACCCCCUUCAAGUUCUUUUAAAAACAACACAUCCUGCCCUUUUCUUUGUAGUUUUUCUUAACUAAAACUAUAUGCUGUUAUAAAUCCUUAAUGCUAUACUCUGAAGAGAAAAAUGUAUUAAAAACUUUCUACUCAACAGGUGUGUUGUUGCCAGUAAGUCGGUUCUUGCCACAAAGUAUUGUGCCAUUGAUAAAUAAGCUGAAAAUGUUCUUAUUUUCUAAUAAAAUUGGACAGCAGAAAUAAUCUUGAUAGCAGAAAUCCACACUGCUACCUUUUAUUCAUACAAACAGUUGUUAGCCCUUCAGAAGAUUAUGUAAUUAAAGAAAAGUAUAGCCUUGAAGUUAUCUGCAUCAACUUUGUACUAUAGUAAUUAAAAUUGCUUUGCAUUUUUAUGUAAUGCCAAAUUAUUUAAAAAUUAGAAAAAGAAUGUAUUUCAUAGGUGAUAAUUAUUUAAGAGAAAACAAAGUAAGCAUGCUUGAAUUGAUUACCUUAUAAACCUUAUUUUAUGUAAUAAUCUCCAUCAGUAUGCGUGUGUUUAUAUAUAUAAAAAAUAUAUAUAUAUAUUUUUUAUAUAUAAAUGUUUACCAUGUUAUCUGUAUGUACACACACACACACACACACACACACAUCCCUACUCACUUAUUGGCCAUCUUGUUAUCUGACAUUUCGCGUUUACGCCAAUAGUAAAAAAUCUACUAUUGAACUACUUUUUGCAUUAACGAGGUGGUGGGCUUGGUGGCAACAGCUGCUGAGUAUCCCUUCCGCAAGGAGGGCCUCUGGGAAGCUGGGCUGUGCUGCCCCUCACCCUCCAUUUCCUCCUGCUGGCAGGGGUGUUGUGUCCAGCUGCUGUAUGGGCUGCCCUCUUCUGCGGUGAUGGCCUGUGGGUGGACGUGCGGGCAGCACCAGGCCAGUGAAUGCCUGUCAGGGUUCACAGCUCCUAUGCAACCUGAGGCCCUGCAGCUCAAAAUUGCUAUGGGAUGGGAAAGGAGGGAAGAAAGAAGCAUUGGAGAGGGUGUUUGGAAGAAAUGUGUGCAAGUUUAAUGACAUCACAAAGUGAGUGGAACUGGACCUGGAGCCUCCAUUUUGGUGGGGCUGGAUGAGUGGCCAGGCUCCCAGCACAACAGUGACUUGCCAGGCCUGGAGGGCAGAGCAUAGUUUGAAUACAGGGCUUGCAGGAGUGGGAGAGGAGCCCUGGAGGUAGCUCCCUGAGGGAAGCUCUGACCCUGCACAGGUGGAGGGUCAAGUGUGGAAGUGUGGAAAGAGGGCUGUGGGCCCUCCAGUCACGCAGCCGGGCUUUAAACAGCUUUAUCUUCUCUAGCUGGACUCCUCACAGUGAUGAGCCCAUCAAUAAAUUUUAGCUGUAAAGGUCUAAUCUCUAAAAUCUACAAGAGAAUCCAACAGUCCUACAACAAAAAGACAAAUAACCCAAUUAAAAAAUGGGCAGAGGAGCAGACACUUCACCAAAGCAGAUAUUCAGGUGGCCAACAGACACAUGAAGAAAUGCUCCGAAUCACUAGCCAUUAGAAAAAUGCAAGUCAAAACCACAGUGAGAUACCAUCUUACCCUGGCAUUACUGGUACAAAUCAAAAAAAAAAAAAAGGAAAUAACAAAUGUUGGAGAUGCUGUGGGGAGAUCGGAACUCUUAUGCACUGCUGGUGGGAAUGCAAAAUGAUACAAUUUUAGGAAAAUGAUAUGGUGCUGCCUUAGAAAGCUAGAAAUAGAAAUACCAUGUGAUCCAGCAAUCCCACUCGUAGGAAUAUAUCCUAGAGAAAUAAGAGUAGGCACACGGAUAGACGUAUGUACACCCAUGUUCAUUGCAGCAUUGUUCACAAUAGCGAAAAGAUGGAAACAACCUAGAUGCCCAUUAAUAGUUGAAUGGAUAAAUAAACUAUGGUACAUACACACAAUGGAGUAUGAUGCAAUGAUAAAGAACAAUAAUGAACCUGUGAAGCAUCUGACAACAUGGGUGAAUUUGGUUUUUUUAAUGCUGGGUGAAGUAAAUUAAUCACAAAAGGACAAAUAUUGUAUGAGGCCAUUCCUGUAAAAACUCAUGAAAAGGUUUACGCACAAAAAGAAACAAUCUUUGAUGGUUAUGAGGCAGGAGAGGGAUGGGGAUAGAAAAACACUAAAUGGACAAUAGUUAAGUGGUAACUUUGGUGAAGGUUAAGACAGUAUACAAUAUUGGGGAAGCCAGCACAACUUGUACAAGGCAAGGUCGUGGAAACACCGUAGACACAUCCAAGCCCACUGAGGGACCGAAUUGCUGGGCUGAGGGCUGUGGGGACCAUGUCUUGGGGGACAUCUAGCUCAACUGGCAUAACAUAGUUUAUAAAAAAAAAGUUCCACAUUCUACUUUGGCGAGUAGCAUCUAGGGUCUUAAAAGCCUGUGAGUGGCCAUUUAGGAUACUCCACUGGUCUCACCCCUUUGGGAGCGAGGAAGAAUGAAGAAAACUAAAGAUAAAAGGGAAAGAUUAGUCCAAAGGACUAAUGGACCACAUCUACCACAGCCUCCAUCAGACUGAGUCCAGUACAACUAGAUGGUACCCGGCUACCACCACUGACUGCUCUGACAGGGAUCAUAAUAGGGGGCCCUGACAGAGCUGGAGAAAAAUGUAGAAGAUAAUUCUAACUCAAGAAGAAAGACCAGACUUGCUGGCCUGACAGAGACGGGAGAAACCCUGAGAGUAUGGCCCUGGAACACCCUUUCACCUCGGUGGUGAUGUCACUCCUAGGGUUCACCCUUCAGCCAGGGAUUGGAUAGGCCCAUGGAACAAGAUGAGACAGGAAGAGCGCACCAGCCCAGGGGCAAGGACUAGAAGGCAGGAGGGAACAGGAGAGGUGGUGAUACAGAACCCAAGGUUGAAAAGGGAGAGUGUUGACACGUUGUGGGGUUGCUAACCAUUGUCAUAAAACGAUAUGUGUACUGUUUAAUGAGAAACUAGUUUGUUCAGUAAACCUUCAUCUAAAGUACAAUAAAGAAAAAACAAAACAAAGAAAUAAAUUUUAGCUGUUGUUAUUUCUGUGGUCAUAUUUUCUAAAUAAAAGUCAAGCAAAUGGACGGUCUGAAACAAAACAAAACAAAAUCUCCAUUUUCACAGAAUGCUGAUACUUGCAUAGCUACCAGAUCUUUGGAACCUAAUCAUGUUGUAUAUAUAGCAUAAAAAACAUUCACCGAAGGACCCCAAGUAUUCUUUUGCAUACAUCGUGUUGAAUGAACUGACAUCACCACCAUUUUAGUUAGAUGACUUUUACUAGAGAUUAUCUCCAUGGGGGCAUUGGUGGCUCAGUGGUGGAAUUCUAGCCUUGCAUGCUGGAGGCCCGGGUUCUCUUCUUAUGGAGACUUGGGUACUUUUUUCAAUCAGUGCAUCUCAAGUGCUGCCACCACUUACCUGUCAGUGGAGUCUUGCAUGUUGCUGUGAUGCUAGAUAGGCUUCAGUGGAGCUUCCAGACUAAGAUGAAAUAGGAAGAAAAGCCAGAUGAUUUAUUUCUGAAAAUCCAUCAGUGUAAACCCUGGUUCUCAUACAAUGGAUCACAGUAGUUCAGUCCACAACCUAUCCUGAUGGUAGAGCAGGACUGGGCAGUGUUUUGUUCCAUUGUGUAUGGCAUCGCCGUGAGUUGGGGCUGACUAUGGCAGCUAACAACAGCAUCCCCAGUCAGCACAUCAAAAAAUGAAUGAAGAACAAUUAUCUUAGGUACUUUUUUCCUUAUUUCUCUGACUGCUAACUGGUACAGAAGUCUCAUUCCAUUUGUCUAUUGGUUUCACUGGUAUUAUUAUGCUUCAGUGGAGCAGGGUUACAUAUCCGAAAACUGACCUGUCAUUCCAUGGAUAAAACUAAGAGGAUUAAAAUGGUUUUUAAAAAUCUGUAGUUGCUAUUACUAGGACUUGGAAUGCAGAGCAUUAUUACAGAGCAUUAUUACAUUAUUACAGGACUUGGAAUGCAGAGCAUUAUUACAGAGUGUUAUUAUCUAAUCUAAAUUUAGUUGGAAUUGACUUGAAGGCAGCUGACUUAGAUAAAAGACUAACAACCACACACACACACAUAUGCACACACUCAUUGGGGUUAUUUAUCCAUAUGAAAAUAAAAAUAGUAUCUUUAGAAAAUUUAGUUGAAGCAACUAUAAAGGCCCAGAAUAUAGGCUGUCUUUUUAUUACUUGAAAUUUCCAAAUAUCAUAGGUAGGGAUGUAUGCAUGCUUAGGAUAUAAUCUCAUCAGAUGAUAUAUUUAAAAAAAAAAAAAAAAACUGUAUACAUAUAUAUUAAUUAACAGGUUUGUAAAAUUUAUAUGGCUCAAAAUUCAAAAGAUAAGAGGAUAAAUACAGUAUAACAGCUCCACUCUUUUUUUCAGCCAUCAGGCUCUCCCCAGAAGCAAUCACUGUUAGCAGUUUUUCAUGUUGCUUUCCAAAGUAUAUAUAUACAAACAAAUAACAUACACUAAGUUAAAAUGUAUUGUUACAUAAUUGUUAGUCAUGCCAAAAUUAUUUUCAAGAGACCGCCUAUGAAAAUGCAAACUACAGGUUCAUCUAAUUGGUUCAAGUAGAUUUGAUAGGUUGACAUUAUAAAAUUACAGCAUUUUAGAUGUCACUAAAAUUUGUUGCAAGACCCUUAGGGUUUUUUUUUGUUGUUGUUCUGGGGGGGGGGUUGUUUUGUGUGUUUGCCUUAAUACAGAAAUUUGGAAGUGAAAAAUUGAUACUGACUUAGUCUGCAUAAGUUCACUUCAGGGAGAAGAUUUUAUAGCAUUGAAUAUGAAAAGGAUAAAAAUUUGACAUCUGGGUUCUUUUCAGGCCCCACGCACUGAAUCCUAAAUGCUCUAAUCCUUGUAGAACUUUUAAAAUUAUGUAGGUAAACAACAUUGGAAAAAAGUUACGCUGCUCAUUUGGUUAACAUAGGCCCUUAUGGAAGGAGUUUUUCAAGUCAUGGGAUAUCUCCUGAGAUUAUCCAUCCUGAUUUCAUAAUUCUAGAGUGGUUAACUGAAGUACCCUAAGAAAUCCCAUAUGGAUAUAUGAUGCCAUGAACACUUACAAAGGAACAGGAAUACAAGUUUGGCUGUCAAGUAUGCAAAAAUUAAAGAAUAUUGGAGUUGGAAGAAAUUUAGUAACCACUUGGUCCUCUAAGAUAAGUAUAAACCAGUCAGAUGUGGGGAGAAACAAAAAAGUACGUAUGGUGCAGUGAAUUACUUAAUAUGGCCCUUCUAACCAUAGUCUUUGUAACUCCCACCAAAUGACUGGAUGGGACUAUGCAAAUGAGAAGCUUGGCUUACCAAGCGGAUUGAAUAGCUUGCUAAUGUAAAUAAGGUUCAUGGCACCCUUGUGGGGAUGGGACCCUGUGAAUGAGGUAUAUGGAACCCAGUGAGGGGAUUGUUCAGUUUUGCUGUCCCGCUAGGCUUAGAGGGAGACAUAGAGCGAGAGAGAAAGAGGAGCUGUAACACGGAAGAUAGAGACAAUGGCACAACAGUUGUAAGAGCAGUAGCGGUGAACGAGGAGACUGGCAGGAGACAGCACGGUGGGGCUUGCCACUUGCCAACCCGUGGAGCCAAGAGUUGUAACACUUGCCCCAGAAGGCCCCCAUCAGGGCCUGGUGACAGAGAGCAAAAAGAAGCUGUCCUGAUUGAGGAAUUGCAUCCUGAGUUGUUACUAUUACUUUCAAUUUGAUCCCGAUCCCGAGUUGUACCCUGUCACUUCCCUAAUAAACCACUUAACUGUAAGUAUGGUACGUGAGUUCCAAAGAUGGGAGGGAGAGUACUGAGGGGAAGACGAGUAGUUGAUGUUAGAGACGAUGGAGUGGUACAGCAGUUUGGAAAAGUUGGACAUUAGGACAUCUUUAACUUCCGCCUCGCAGGAAUGAACUCUAUGCUGAUCCUUAUAAAAUAAAUGAUUGAUUUAGUACAACAGCAACUUGGACCUGUAAUUAUAUCUAUUAGUAAAAGUGCUAGAGGAUGUUUCUGGAGUGGCCAGUGUCAGGAUUAAAUUGGGAAGUGAACUAUGUGAUGAAGUAGAGGAGAUAUUCGUACUCCCGGAUGGAACUGCAGGAGUAAAAGUCAUAGAAGGUAUAAGCAUAUUUGCUUGACUUUAAGGAAAACGUAGGAAGGUACACCACAAGUAAAGCAAAUUGGUAGAGGUGGGGACUUAAAACCAAGGAGAGUGAAUUUUUAGUUGGUUGAAACAACAGCUAGCAGCGACUGUUCUGCUUUUAAAUUAUAACCAUUAUUGUGUGAUAGGUAAAACUCACAAGAAUACAGUAGAAAAUAAAAAUUACCUAUAGUUUGCUUCCUUUAAGGUUUUUUUUUUACAUAAAUACAAGAUUAAAAAUGGGUUCUACUAUAUAAUUUCAUUUCUUGGUAUUUGCAGUUGAUUUUACCAUCAUGCACUUUUCUCAUGUGCUGAUUUUUUGAAAAUAUUUUCUGUGACUGCAUAGGUUUCCAUAGAAUGGUUAGGCCAAAAUUUUUUUUAACCACUCCCCUUUUGGACAUUUCGAUUACUUCCUUUUUUAAAAAAAUUUGUUAAUUAAAAGGCCUGGAGCAGUAAGUACUAAUGUGACCUCAUUGCCAGUUUAAGAAGGUGGCCUUCUACCUUUUUGUAAGGAUAGAUUAAAGAGUUUCAGGUAUUCCCCACGUUUUGAAAGUUCGCUUUACAUCAUUUUGCUUUUUUGAAAGACCUACAUUAGUGCCUGUUUUCUCUAACAGAAAGGAAUCCAAAGAGGGUUUUCGUGUUUAUGAAAAAAGGCAAAAUGGAAAUAGUGUUCAGCAUUUGUCGUUCAGUGUUGUUUUGUAGCGAGCUAUUAAAGAGGCAGCAUGUACCCCUAGGAGCUAGAGUGGCAUCGCCAAGCUCCUUCCCAGGGAAGUACACUCAGCAUCUGCUUUAUGUAAGCUGUGUAUUUAUCAUGCCAUGGGUAACCCUGCUGGUAUUUGAAUACUGGUGGAAUAGCUUCCAGCAUCACAGCAACAUGCAAGCCCCCACAGUACGACAAACUAACAGGUGUGUGGGGCAGUGAUACCUCUCAUAUCAUUCAUGCUUUUACUGUAUGUUAGUGUUGUUUUAGGCUUGUAUGUGUUAUUUGGUAUGAUUUGAUAAAUGAUUUUUUGGGUCUGGGAACACUCAAACAUUUUCCUGUUUAAAUUAGUGGUAAUUGCUUUAUACCAUUUUGACUUAAAAAAUUAUUUCAUAGGAAUGUUUUACUUUCAGAUAGCGGGGGAAACCUUGUAUUGAGAAAGCUGAAAUUGAGUUGUACUUUUUUCGUUUUGAAAGUAAAAACCAUGUUACAGAAAAUGUGAAAGGCAUAAAAUUAAAGCAGUUAUCAUUCUGUCACUGUUUCUGUUAUUUUUAUUGAACCCAUGUAAUACUAUAGGGUCGCUGUGAGUCGGAAUUGACUCCAUAGCACUGGGCUGGGUUUAAUACCUAUUUAGAAAGAUUGAAGGAUUAACUUGUGGAGCUAACUGGAAGAGGUGAGUUGUAACUAAAAAGAUCAGGGAGGAGUAUGUGAGGAGUGGGGAAAUUGUUUUUAAUGUUUUUAAGGAUUUCUUUCCUUCGUCAACCAGCAAAUGUAUUUAGUAACUUUUGUACCUGUAUCAAAUAGUGCUGACUGUCGAGCAGUACUCAUUCCACAUCUUUUAAUGACUAUUUUUUGAUUUAGCAAUAUCUUGCAGAUGGCUGUGUGGGAUAGUUUAAGUGAAUCCUGUCUGAAAAUCUCCAUGUACAAAUAGAGCAUUAUGUAGAAGAUAUUGUAACUCCCGGUUGAACCUCCUGUUUACCUAUGGAAAAACUGCUUGCAUAUAUUUUAUUCUUCUUGCUGGCAGUUUCCAAAGCAAAGAUGGCACUAGAGGACUGUCAUUGUAUAUUUGUUGAAUUUCCAGGCAAAGUGUCUCUAGCAGUUUCCUUCCUAGAGGGGCUGUUCUUCAAAGAAAAGAAGUAUGUUCUGAAUUAGAUGAGUGUUUUAAUGGUGUUUCUCAGAGAAGGAAGCAUGAAGUGAGACUGUCAAACACAUACUAAUGUUACAUUUUCUAGUGACCAUCCCAGGUUAUCUAAUAAGUGUCAGUAAAAGCUAGGAUAAAAGGAAAUUGUAAAAAGGGUGGGAAGUGAAGAUACUUAUUUAGUUUUUGGAGUUGAGAGGAAGGUUAGGCAUAUUAUUACUGUUUGCAUGGCAGCACCUCCUGACCUUUUUGGAGAAAGAGAGAGAGAAGGAGGGAAGGAGGGAGAGAGGGAGCGAGCAAAACUAGGUAAAAUCAGUGUUUUUAUCCAUAAUUUGAUUUUAGAAAAUACAUUCUAUCUUCUGCCUAUUUUUCAACUUUUGGACUCAUCCAAAAUGAAGAAUACCCAGGUUUUUGUUUUUAGUGUUUAACUUAUUGUUCUUGAAAGGUUUAUUGAAGAAGUUUCAAAUCAUUGACUAAAAUCUGUGGCUUUUUUUUCUUUGUGCUUUUCCACUAUUAAUUUUCGUGGCUCUUAAAACACAAGUCUGUUAACAGUUCCAUUUUCAUUAGAGUAGGAAUUUCAUAACAUUGUUAACAGAGGCAUGCAUUUUUUCAAGUGGAAAUAUGUUCAGUUUUUCAUUUUAUAUUUGUUUUGUAACUGUGAAGUUAUAUUAGAAAAUUACAAGAGAUUUUGGUUUUUAAAAUAGGCUUAAUGACUUAUUUAAACUCAUAUUGAAAUUUCACGGAGGACUCACUUGUAGGCUGUGUAUUACACUAGAAAAAAAAAACAACAUUUUUAGUGACUUGGCACCCUUAUAGUUUAAAUUCAACUGAAUUUCAGAGUAAUUGAUAAUUUAGCUGCAAAGUGAUAUGUAUAAUAUCCUAAUUUUUAUAUUAAAAUUGACGUGUUUCUAUAUGCACACAAAAAGGAAUCUGGACUGAUAUGCAUCUGUUAACAGCAGUCAUCUCACUUAAAUUAGGGUAGCAAGAGGAAACAGUAAAUACUGGAAAAUUUGUGUUCUUUUAAAGGUCCUUGUGAUUCUGGACUUAAAUUUUCAAUAGAUGAUAAAACUUUUUUUCCUACUUCGUCUUAGGAGUUAUUAAAAAGAUUUGAAUGUCUUUGUAUUGGGUUAUAAUAAGAUUUUACUUGUCCCAGGUCCUAUUCAGUGGACACCCCAUGAGGGUGCUACCUAUUUGUAAAGUGUUUUGAGAUCAGCAGAUAAAAGAUCCUGUUUGCUAUAGAGUUGGCUCUGACUCAUGGUAACCUUAUGUAUAAUGGAAGGAAACAUUGCCCGGACCUAUGCCAUCCUCACAAUCUUUGGAAUGUUUGAGCCCAGCCCAUUGUUGCAGCCAUUGCAUCAAUCCAUCUAACGAAGAGUUUCCCUUGUUUUCACUGACUCUCUACCAGAAAGAACCCUGGUGAUGCAGUGGUUAAGCACUCGGUGGCUAACCUGAAGGUCGGGUGCCCCUAACUCAACAGCAGCUCAGCAGGAGAAGAGACCUGGCAAUCUGCUCCUGUAAAGAUUACAGCCUAGGAAACCCCGUGGGCAGUUUUAGGACUCUGUCAUAUAGGGUCACUAUGAGUUGGAAUCAACUUGACAGCACACAACAACUAUUUUAUCAAACAUGAUGUCAUUUUCUAGCGAUUCGUUUUCCUGAUGUGGUGUCCAAAGUAAUCGAGACUAAGUCUUGCUAUCCUUGCUUCUAAGGAGCAUUCUGGCUGUACUUCCUCCAAGACAGGUUUGUUCUUUUGGCAGUCUGUGGUAUAUUCAGUAUUCUUCACCAAUACCACAAUUCAAAUAUGUCAGUUCUUCUUUCAUCUUCCUUGUUCAUUGUCUUUCUCUAUAGAUUUGCCUGUUCUGGACAUUUCAUAUAAAUGAAAUAAUAUGUGGUCUCUCGUAUCUUCUUUUACUUAGCAGAAUGUUUAUGAGGUUCAUCCACGUUGUGGCAUGUAUCAGUAGUUUGUUCUUUUUUUAUUGCUGAACAGUGUUCUAUUAUAUAGAUGUGCCUCAUUUUGUCUGUUCAUUCAUCAGUUGGUGGACGUUUAGAUUUUUUGCCAGCAUUAGGGUUAUUUUUGGCUACUGUGAAAAAUUGCACCUUCCCUUUUCCUAAAAUUUUUAUUUUAUCUUGGUGAAAAUGUACAUAACAAAACACGGCAACACAACAGUUUCUACAUGUAGAAUUUGGCGACAUUGAGUAUGUUCUUCAAGUUUGCACCUUGCUUUAUUCCACUGGCAGUAUAUCUAGGAAGCUUUUUAAAUUUUUAUUAGUACUUAUAAAUCUAUAUAAAUCCACGACAGUCUUUUUAAACUGUAGUCUUUUUUUUUUUUUGUAAGUACUUAAAAAAGUUAUUUUUUGUUGAGAAUAUAUACGGCAGAACAUUCACCAGCUCAGCAAUUUCUACAUGUACAAUUCAGUGACACUGAUUACAUUCUUAAAGUUGUGCAACCAUUCUCACCCCCCUUUUCUGAGCUGUUCAUUCUCCAUUAACAUAAACUCACUGCCCCUAAAGGUUCCUGUCUAAUCUUUUGAAUUGCUGUUGUCAAUUUGGUGCUGUAUAGAUACCACAUUUUUACACAGAUAAUGUAUUAUAUGUUUUUUUUGCCAGUUGCUCCCUCCCCUCUGCAAGGUAUUUUUGUAAAUAUCCGAUGCUAGUUUUUUUACAUGUUGCUGUAAAAAAAAAUUAGGAUAGUGGGUUUAUGAAAAUACCUUGCAGGGAGGAAGUCGAGGUUGGCAAAAAAAGUAUAACAUGUGUUAUUUGUGUAAAAAUAACAGUCGUACUUCAGAGAGCUUGGUGCUCAAAGCAGACAUUCUUUACUAAUUAAGCUAAACUACUAUUUGGUUUAAAGAAGACUUUAGGGGAUAUUUUUGGUUUAGAUUUAAGGUUUAAAGAUUAUUUCAGGGCAAUAAUUUUGGGGCUUCAUUCUGCCUCAGUGGUUCCAGAAAGUCUGGAGUCCAGGAAAAUUUGGAAUUCUAUUCUACAGCAGUCUUUUUAAAAACACUGUUUGGAUUUAAUUAUAGGAUCUGCUGUCAUCUAUUUAACCAGUAGUGUUAAUGGAUGUUUUUUUCCUUUUAAUGUUAUUUCACUAAUAAUGCAGUGAAUAUUCUUCCACAUUUAACUUUGGAUAUGUGUUUUUGUGGUAUAGAUUUCUAAAAGUGAAAUUGUUGGUUCAAGGGCUUGAACAUUUACAGUUUUAAUAAAAUACUGAAGAACAAGACAUUUUUUAAUGUAGUUCAAUUUGAUAAUAAAGGUCAAUUGUCAAGUUUCUUAUACAUUCAUGUUUUUGUAGCUAGCCAAGGAAAAGCUAUCAGAAUGUUAAGAAAAAAAUUUAUUAAUACUUGAAUUGAAAAUAACAGGAAUGUAUCCCCCUCAGGGUCUAGCAUGAUAACAUAGAUACACAGUUGAGAAAUAUUUCUUGUUAUUUUACUUCUAUUUGAAUUAGAAAGCAUAGAAGAUCUUCUUGUUGGAUGCCUUCAAGUUGAUUUUUGACUGAUGGCAACCCUAUACGACAGAGUAGAACUGCCCUAUAGGGUUUUCUAGGCUGUACUUUACAGGAGCGGAUAGCCAGGUUUUUCUCUCCCAAGGAGCUGCUGGGUGGGUUCGAACCUCCAGCCUUUUGGUUAGCAGCCAAGUGUUUAACUUUUACAUAACCAGGGCUUCUGGAAGGCCUUAAAACCCAAACCAAAUCAAACCCAUUGCCUUCGAGUUGAUUCCAACUCAUAGCGACCCUAUAGGACAGAGUAGGACUGCCGCAUAGGGUUUCCAGAAGACCUUAGUGGCUACUAUAAAAGUUAUAGAAUGUCCAUGGGGAACUUUCAGUUAAAAAAAAAAAAAACUGGUAAUAUCAAAUUGUAGCAAAUUAUAAUAAGUUACAAUUGUAGUUUCAAGGAUAGUCUUUUUUCCUUUCCCAAAAUUUCCAAUAUUUUGUGCUGGUGCGGUGAUGAAGCUGGGUGGGUCUAGAACUGAGCUGCAGUGUUCCAUCCCCUACUAUAUUUUUUCAUAUAUAUGUGAAAUAUGUAUGUAUAGUUAAUACAGUUUUAUCUUUCCCACUCCCCUUGAUAUUAAAUUGACAGGCAGUUGGUGAGAGAGCAGAUUAACUGGUCUGUGCAUUGUAAUUAAUGUGUUCUUGUUAGUUCUCAUGGAAUCGAUUCUGACUUUUGGAUACCUUUUUAAAAAAUUAUAGCAAAUAUUUAUUGAAUACCUACUAUGUACAAAGCACUUAGUAAACUAAUGUUGUUGCUGUUAGGUGCUGUCGAGUUGGUUCCAACUCAUAAAGACCCUGUGUUCAGCAGAACUUAACACUGCCUGAUCCUACGCCAUACAAUGGUUGCUAUGUUUGAGCCCGUUGUUGUAGCCUCUGUGUCAUUCUGUCUCAUUAAGGGUCUUCCUCUUUUUCACUGGCCUCUACUUUACCAAACAUGGUGUCCUCCAGGGACUGGUCACUUCUCAUGACAUGUCCAAAGUACUAGAGAUGAAGUCUUGCCAUCCUUGUUUCCAAGGGGCAUUCUGGCUGUACUUAAUUCCAAGACAGAUUUGUUCGUUCUUUUAGCAGUCCGUGGUGUAUUCAAUUUUUUUUGCCAGCUCCGUAAUUCAAAAGUAUCAAUUCUUCUUCAGUCUUCCUUAUUCAGUGUCCAAAUUUGUGUGCAUAUGAGGGAUUUGAAAAUACUAUGGCUUGGGUCAGGAACACCUUGGUCUCAAAUUGACAUCUCUGCUUUUUAACACUUUAGAGAGGUUUUUUGCAGCAGAUUUGCCUAAUGCAAUACCUCAUUUGAUUUCUUGACUGCUGUUUUCAUGGGCGUUGAUUAUGGAUCCAAGUAAAAUGAAAUCAUUGACAAUUUAAACAUUUUCUCUGUUUAUCAUGAUGUUACUUAUUGGCCUAAUUGUGAGGAUUUUUGUUUUCUUUAUGCUGAGGUGUAGUCCAUACUGAAGGCUAUAGUCUUUGAUCUUCACUAAGUGCUUGAAGUCCUCUUCAUUUUCAGCAAGCAAGGUUGUGUCAUCUGUUUAUCUCAGGUUGUUAAUGAGUCCUGAUGCCCCGUUCUUCUUCAUAUAGUCCAGCUUCUUGGCCGAAUUUGCUCAGCAUACAGACUGAAUAAGUGUGUUGAAAGGAUACAAGACUGACAAACACCUUUCUUGAUUUUAAACCACACAGUAUCCCCUUGCUCUGUUGGAAUAACUGCCUCUUGGUCUGUGUACAGGUUCCACAUGAGCACAGUUAGUGUUUUGGAAUUCUCGUCCUUUGCAGUAUUAUCCAUAACUUGUUAUGAUCCACAGAGUUGCAUGCCUUUGUAUAGUCAAUAAAAUAUAGAUAAACAUCUUUGUGGUAUUCUCUGCUUUCAGCCAGGAUCCAUCUGACAUCAGCAGUGAUAUCCCUUGUUCCACGUUCUCUUCUGUAUCUGGCUUGAAUUUCUGGCAGUUUCCUGUUGAUGUCCUGUUGCAACCGCUUUUGAAUGAUUUUCAGCAAAAUUUUAGUUGCGUGUGAUACUAAUGAUAUUCCUCAAUAAUUUUUGUAUUCUGUUGGAUCACUGUUUUUUCAAACAGGCAAAAUAUGGAUCUCUUCCAAGUGGUUGGCUGGGUAGCUGUCUUCCAAAUUUCUUAGUGUGGACAAGUGAGCGCUUCCAUCACUGCAUUGGUUUGUUGAAACAUCUUAAUUGGUAUUCCAUCAAUUCCUGGAGCCUUGUUUUUGCCAGGGCCUCAGUGCAGCUUGGACUUCUUCCUUCAGUACCAGUAGUUCUUGGUCAUUUGCUAUCUCCUGAAAUGGCAGAAUGUCAAUCAGUUGUCUUUGGUACAGUGACUCUGUAUUCCUUCCAUCAUCUUUUGAUGCUUCCUGUAUCAUUUAAUAUUUUCCCUGUAGGCUCCUUCAGUAUUACAGCUCAAGGCUUGAAUUUCCUCUCCAGUUCUUUCAGCUUGAGAAAUGUCAAGCAUGUUCUUCCCUUUUGGUUUUCUGACUAGAUCUUUGCACAUUUCAUUAUAAUACUUUACUUUGUCUUCUUGAGCCACCCUUUGAAAUCUUCCGUUCAGUUCUCUUCAUCAUUUCUUCCUUUCGCUUUAGCUACUCUGUUCAAACACAACUUUCAGAAUCUCUUCCAACAUCCAUUUUGUUCUUUCUUUCCUGUCUUUUUAAUGACCUUUUGCUUUCUUUAUGUAUGAUGUCACGGAUUGAAUUGUGUCCCCCCAAAAUAUGUGUCAACUUGGUUAGGCCAUGAUUCCCAGUGUUGUGUGGUUGCCCUCCACUUCGUGAUUUUCCUGUGUCUUAUAAUCUCUGCCUGUGGUUAAAGAGGGUUAGGAUGGGUUUUAACACCCUUGCUCAGGUCACAUCCCUGAUCCAAUGUAAAGGAAGUUUCCCUGGGGUGUGGCUUGCACCACCUUUUAUGUUACAGGAGAUGAAAGGGAAGUAAGCAGAGAGUGAGGGACCUCAUACCACCAAGAAACAAGCUAGGAGAAUAACACAUUCUUUGUUCCUGGGGUCCCUGCGCUGAGAAGCUCCUUGACCGGGGGAAGGUUGAUGGCAACAGCUUCCCUCCAGUGCUGACAGAGAGAGAAAGCCUUCCCCUGGAGCUGAUGCCCUGAAUUUGGACUCACAAUCUCCUAGACUGUGAGAGAAAAAUUUUCUCUUUGUUAAAGCCAUCCACUUUUUGUAUUUCUAUUACAGCAGCACUAGAUAACUAAGACAAUGUCCUUCAUGUCAUCCCACAACUUGCCUGGUCUUCUGUCAUUAGUGCUCAGUGUGUCAGAUUUAUUCUUGAGAACAGAUCUCUAAAUUCUUGAGAAUAGGUCUCUAAAUUCAGGUGAGAUAUACUCAAACUUGUACUUCGGCUCUCAUGGACUUGUUUUAAUUUACUUCAGCUUCAACUUGAGGUUGCAUAUGAACAAUGGAUGGCCUGUUCCCCAGACGGCCCCGGCCUCGCUCUGACAGAUGAUACGAGCUUCUCCAUUGCCUCUUUCCACAGAUGUAGCCGAUUUGAUUCCUGUGUAUUUCAUCUGGCAAACUCCGUGUGUAUAAUUGUCAUUUAUGUUGUUGAAAAAAAUAUUUCCAAUGAAUAGAUGGUUAGUUUCGCAAAAUUCUGUCACGUGAUGUCUGGCAUCGUUUCUGUCCCCAAGGCCAUAUUUUCCAACUGCAGAUCCUUGUUCUUCGUUUCCAACUUCUGCAUUCCAGUCAUCAGUAAUGAUCAAUGCACCUUGAUUACGUUUGUUCAUUUUCUUCAUCUUUGGCGUUAGUGGUUGGUGUGUAAAUUUGAAUAAUAGUUAUAUUAAUUGGUCUUCUUGUAGGCAUAUGGAUAUUAUUACUGACAGCAUUUUACUUCAGGGUGGAUCUUGAAAUGCUCUUUAUGAUGAUGAAUGUGAUGCCUUUCCUCUUCAAUUUGUCAUUCCUGGCAUAGUAGACCAUAGAAUUGUCUGAUUCAGAAUGGCCAAAAGCAGUCCAUUUCAGCUUGCUAAUGCCUAGGAUGUCGAUCUUUAUGCAUUCCAUUUCAUUUUCGACAACUUCCAAUUUUCCUGGAUUCAUACUUCAUACAUUCCAUGUUCUGAUUAUUAAUGGGUGUUUCCAACUGUUUCUUCUUAUUUUGAGUCACACCACUUCAGCAAAUGAAGGUUCCGAAAGCUUUUCUCCAACCAUGUUAUUAAGAUUGAGUCUGCUUUGAGGAGGCAGAGUCUUCCUGGGUCAUAUUUUGAGUGCCUUCCAACCUGAGGGGCUCAUUUUCUGGCACUGUAUCAGAUGAUGUUCUGCUGCUAUUGAUAACGUUUUCAUUUUUUUUAGUAGUAGAUCGCCAAAUCCUUCUUCCUAUUCUGUCUUAGCCUGGAAGCUCCGCUGACACAUUUCCAGCAAGGGUGACCCUGCCGGUAUUUGAAAUACUGGUGUAUAGCUUCUAGCAUCACAACAACACACAAGCCACCACACUGAUGGAAGAGUGGCAGUAAAGCAAUGCACAUUAUUGAAUAAUUCUGUGUGGAGCUAAAAACACUAAUGUGCUUAUUAAAAGUGCUAAUUUGUUUCCCGUUUAAGAGUGUAUUCAUUUUACAUCUAUAUAUUUAGAUUUGAGCACAAUAAUAGUGAUGGGUAGUUAUUGAAAAAGAGGUACUGUAUCUUUAACCAUACAAAUCUGUUUUGAAAUCAUUAAAGUUUUUCUAACAUUAUAAAACGUAUUUUAUUGGAUGUAGUUUUAUAUGUCUGUAUUUGCGUUAUUUCAAUAAUUCAUUAUUGUUGGAUGUUUUUAUUGAGAGGCAUUUUCGAUUGCAGGAGAGAUUAACGACUAGUGUAGUUACAUGUUCCACAAGCACUCACAACGGUGACGCUGGGAAGGCCGUAGCUGGUAGUCAUAUCCUCACAGCUGGGCACUGGGCUUUUAUGUCUUCAGCCACCUCUGGCAGAAUCCAGGUUGCUUUGGCUAGAAAAGACAUGCAGGGAUACGGGCUAGGGUGUAGGUGCUGAGGCAGGUUCACUUGUGGGUACUAAGGAGUCUCCCAUGAAUUUCAUCUGUGGCGCUCAGGAGUAUGGUGGGAGCAGAUACAGGGCAGGAGUAAGGUCGCUGUCAUGAUUAGUGACUGGCACGAAAAUAUUUCAAUAUUGUAUUAAGUAGUAUGGCCGUACUGGUACAUAGUAGCUCAGUAUCAGCCCAGAUUGAAAAUUUAAGUAGUGACCUGAGUAACAGGGAAUCUGCAGCAGAAAUGUGAAUAGCUUUAAGUUCAGCAUAUUGUAAAUAAGGUCCCUUUAUAGAGACCACUGAUCACAUUGUCGUCUUAUGUUUGUGCAUGUAUCUGUGGUCAUUCUCUAUCUCCCAGGUUACAGAGACUUCGUUGUUAAAUUACACAGUAUCUGGGGCAUGUUGAAAAAAAAAAAAAUGUAUGUUGAGUGUUCCAUAAAUACUUGCUCCUGAGUGAAAAUCACUAGUCUGAGUAUAUGUUUCAAGAUGUCAUGUUCAGCUCUUAAGAUACUGUUUUCAAUGUGAAGACUAUUUCAUUUAAUAAUAUGAAUUACUUUUUUUUUUUCUUCUAUCGGUAGAGAAAGUACAGUAUAGGACCAGAGCAUGGGAGGCAUUAUUUUACCUGAACUUUUCUUCUUCUGGUAACUCUAGGUACCUUUUCGAAACAAGUGUCAGGGAGUGUGUCUUUCAAAGAAAGAGCUCAGUUUGUACUGUGCAUUUCUGUGAGGAAGACUGAGAUUCUGUAUACUUUUAGAUGUUUUUUUGUUUUUUGCCUUUUUAUUUUUUAAGUUGUUUUAGGUGAAAAUUUACAGGGCAAAUUAGCUUCUCAUUCAAAGUUUAUACACACAUUGUUUUGUGACAUUGGUUUCAAUCCGUGCAGUAUGUCAGCACUCUCCCCCUUUGCCUUUACACCCAGGGUUUCCUGUGUCUAUUCAUCCAGGCUUCCUGUCCCUUCCUGUCUUCUCUUCUUUGCUUUUGGGCAGGUGUUGCCCAUUUGGUCUUGUAUACUUGACUGAGCUAUGAAGCAUGUUCCUCAUGUGUGUUGUUAUUUGUUUUAUAGUCCCAUCUAAUCUUUGGCUGAAAGAUGGACUUUGGGAAUGGCUUCAAUUCUAAGUUAACAGAGUGUCCAGGGGCCAUAGUCUCAGGGGUUGCUCCAGUCUCUGUCAAACCAGCAAGUCCGGUCUUUUUCAUGAAUUUGAAUUUGGUUCUACAUUUUUCUCCAGCUUUGUCUGGGAUCCUUUAUUGUGGUCCCUGUCAGAGUGGUCAGUGGUGGUAGCUGGGCACCAUCUGGUUCUGGGCUCAGACUGGGGGAGGCUGUGUAGAUCAUGUGGUCCAUUAGUCCUUUGGACUGAUAUUUUCCUUGUGUCUUUGGUUUUCUUUAUUAUACUUUGCUCCAAACAUAAUGGGACCAAUAUAUGUAUUUUAGUUGAUCGCUUGCAAGCUUUUAAGACCCCAGACCCUACUUGCUAAAGUAGGAUAUAGAAUAUUUUUUUAAUGAACUAUGUUAUGCCGCAAUACUUUUUUUUUUUUAAGACUUACUUUUAAAUAGAAAGUAAAUUGAAGCCUCCAAACUUAAAUGGGUAUCAAGACUAUUUAAAUGUUUGACAUGGUGACAGUAAAAGCUAUUUCCAUUGGUUUUUUUGUUAGUCCUUGACUGUGAAGGUUUUUUUCUUUAAAUAAUGUAUAUAUAUGUGUGUGUGUAUAUAUAUAUACAGUGUAUAAUUUUUUGCCAUUUGAAGUAUUAAAAUUUUUGCUUAGUUUGUGCCAAAGAAAAAGUUCACAAUCAGUAAAUAUUUGUGUUAAUUUAGGUUUGUGAAAUUGCAUUAAAGAGAAUGAUGCCUAGAGUCAGACUCACUGUACCUUUUGACCUUAGUAAAUAAAUGAAUCCCUAAAUAGGAAGAAGUGACAAAUGGCUGUGUAAUCACGCAGGGGUUUAUGUUUAGCUGUUAAUGCCAUUUGAGAUAGGCUUAUUCUGCAUCACAUCUCUGGUAGGAAGCGGUUUUCUUUUCAAGACCUUAGGGAUAGAGUAGCUAGUAAUGUUUUCUAAGGUAUAUUACUGUUACUAUAUUAAUAUUAUUGUGUUAUAUAGUAAACAAAUAAAUGUAAUAUGCCCUUUGAAGAUAUCUGAAUUCUCAAAUAGUUUUCUUCUUCAGCAAUUUCUUAAUUAGAACACAGGUUUCUGAAUAUAGUUUAACCUUUUUUUGAUUGCUUAGUAUUUUCAGUACUGUAACAGUGAAACUGUCAGGACCUUGUUGCCCCAAUCUCUAGAUGGCCCCCAAGUUCUUGUCUUAUUUAAAAAAUAAAACGAUUUCUGUUCUUUCUUUUGUAAACCAAAAGCCAUUGCUCUUCAGUUGAUUCUGACUCAUAGCAACCCUAUAAAACUACCCUAUAGGGUUUCCAAGGAGCAGCUGAUGGAUUUGAACUGCCAGCCUUUUGGUUAGCAGCUGAGUCUUAACCACUGUGCUAUCAGGGCUCCUGUAAACCUGGUAGAUAUUAUUUCUUCUAACAUGUAGCCUGUGUGCCUGUUUUUAAUAGCUCUUCACUCCCAACUCUUUUCUAAUUAUCUCUUUAAAUAUAUGUAAUGCAUGGUGGGAACUCAGGUAACCUGACUGGUUAGAAUUAUGUGAAAAUUAGAAACAGUAGAUGUCAGGUGAGAACCCUGGGGUUUGAGAGCUUCUGAUUUGGAUUUUAUAGUUUGAUUUUAGAUUUGUUUUGUUUUUGUUCUCUUAUGUCAGGGUUCUUAAUUAUAUCGGGGGUGGGUGGUGGACAGUCUACUUAGAUAUGUAUAGUUUCUGUGCUAUGUUGAAGUAAUGGAAUCACUUGGAGUAUUGAGAUCCUUCAUUUUUUUGUCUAUAAUUUUAUUUACCGAUAUGCGUGAUGUUAUUUUUGCUUGCUAUUUUAAAAAAAACAACCCACCAGUUGGUGUUUAUUUGAUUCUGACUCAUGGUGACACCAUGUGCUCUGUAGGGUUUUCAGUGGUUGAUUUUUUGGAAGUAGAUUGCCAGGCCUUUCUUCUGAGGUGCCUCUGGGUGAACUUGAACCUCCAGGCUUUUGGUUAGCAGCUGAGUGUGUUAACUGUUUAUCUCAAAGAAUAUUCUUAUUUUGGCUGGAACAAAUUCCCUUGAAAAACCAAAGACAAGUUAAAAAACUAAAGUUAAAUAAUAAUUUUUUUCUUUAAGCAUGAAAUAUUGUAGAAGCCAAAUGAAAAUGUUUGGAUUCACAAGAGACUGGUUUUAUAUUAUAUUCUUCUAGAUAAAUGAAAAUGGAUGCUUAAAAUGCUAAGGAUAUUUCUUAUCUUAUUACGAAUAUGACAUUUUUAUUUGCUGUAUGUAUGGCAAACUAAUUACUUGUUCUGUUUAUCUGACAAACUUAUUAAGGAUCACUUCAGCAUAACUGGAAGUUCCUAUGUUUCCUGUUUUCUCUGAGCUGUGGAGAUUCAGAUUGUGUAACACUUGCUUCCAGUAUUUCUUUUAUUUCCAGCAUAUUUUGUUAUUUUAAUUUCACUGAAGAAAAAUAAAACUAACAGCUGACAGUGAUUUUGGGUAAAGAAAGUUAUUAAGCAUACUUAGUUUAUUGUCUUUUAUUUCACCAAUAAAAUUGAUGUUUCUAAUGUUUUGUUUGUUACAAUUUGCUAAUCUAGGGUUUAUUGGAUUAAGUGGCCAUGGAGUUUUUUUUUUAGAUUGUGUAGUGGUCUGAAUCCAUUACUUUGUACUAGUCAAAGACGGAAACUCUGUUAGCUAAUAGGAUGUUACUUUUCUUUUUGUUAAAGUUUUAUCCCAUUUCUCUCAAAUUUUUUAAGUUUCCUGAAAGACUUAGGUUAGUGAAUACAAAGUUUUUUUUUUGUGGUAUUCAGUGCUUAUAUGAUUAAGUCUAUGUUGUCCUGACUCAGAAGUUAAGAUUUAUUUUUUUUUAGUGAGUAAUCACUGACUCUGAGUUAAUUAGGAAUCUGUCAAUACAUGUUAAAGAAAUUGAAAUGGAAUUUGGUAAUAUAUUUUAAAAAGCCCAUGCUUAUCUUUUCUAAAUUGCAUUGUACUUCAUUCCCUAAAAUUUCAGAUUUAAUUUCAUGAAUUAUAUCCUUAUGGGUGAAUAUACAGUAUGUGUGGACAUGUGUGUAUAGAUAUGUAUAGUAAAUUGUUAACUUUAUUAAAAUAUACAGCAUUGCUUUGAUGAAGUUUUAAAUCACACAAUGAAUAGCAACAUUAAUGGCUAAAUUAAGGAAAAACAGCUCACCUGAGCAUUAGAAUUAUGUAUUAGUUAAAGGAUACUUACUGUAUUCUCAAGUCAUUUUGAUUUCUGUUUUUUGUUAAACUAAAAAUCUUUUUAAA
Molecule: messenger RNA, 31911 nt
Organism: Loxodonta africana (African savanna elephant)
Lineage: Eukaryota; Metazoa; Chordata; Mammalia; Proboscidea; Elephantidae
Exons: 2
Coding region: 6-644 (212 amino acids)
Source: RefSeq, a predicted model, not a curated record